Messenger RNA from Anopheles stephensi (Asian malaria mosquito), 2993 nucleotides. RefSeq lists its product as uncharacterized. The record is from RefSeq and is a predicted model, not a curated record. NCBI's taxonomy places the organism in Eukaryota, Metazoa, Arthropoda, Insecta, Diptera, Culicidae. Gene Ontology annotation, molecular function: protein binding. Bases 350 to 2218 code for a protein of 622 amino acids. The transcript is spliced from 3 exons.
CAAAAACACACUGUGAAACAAAAAUUACGGCUCACAGUGCACAAAAAAGAUUAGAGCGGGGCCUUAAACCUGGCAGAUAGCGGACAAGCAUUGCAAUUUCGUGCAUCGUUCGUGAUUCUAUCAAUUCAGAGGUCCAAAUGCUUCAGCCAGCCCUGCCAGUAAGUCGUUGAGACAUGCUAUGUAAAUAACCUAACGCAUAGACGUAUCAAUAUCGGACAGCGACGAUAUUUGCUAAUUGGGGAAAUGUCAAAUGUCACAUUAGCAAAACGAUGAACAAUAAACUAUCUCUUCAAGAACAGAAAAAACGUGUUUCCCCCGUGAUUCAUUCUGUGUGCAUGAAUUAUUCAACAUGUCUAACAGUGAAAAGAAGCGGAAGUCUGAUUCUGCUGCUCUAAGGGCUUACAAGAACGUGAUGAAAGCGCUGCGGAGAAAUCAUCACUCGGGUGGAGAAACGCCAACGCCUUAUGCUUCGCAGAGAACACGACCGUACGUCCGAUUUGUAGAUAGUGAUAAGGAAGAGGAAAAGGACGAUUGGCUGAUCGAUGAUAGGAAAGCGAUAAAGCGAAAAAAAAGCCGUGUUUCUUCACUACAUGGAAGUGGAUUCGGAAGAAGUAAAUCCUGUUCUUCUUUAACGAAUGCACCAGAGGAACAGAGAAAGCUAAUCCUAGAGCCAUAUCAACCGCCGACGACAUCAACGAUUACAUCAAUCUGCACGACACCUGUAGUACCUGCACCAGUGCUGCAUGAAAUAAAGGUGAUCCUCGAUACGGGUGAAACAUAUACGGUACAUUACGACCAGAAGCUGAUUUCAACGACACAGACGGUUGAAUGGUUACGGAAUACGGUUGCUUUCCAGUAUAUUAUGAAACACGGCAAAGAUCCCUCAAUCAAACUAUACCUGUCGGAUGGAUGUGACACAUGGGCGGAUUCCGAUACACUCCAGAAGCUGCUAAAACAUAACUCUCCCAAUGGCAUCAUAGUGCGAGGCAAAGUCUGCGGUAGGAAUCACAUUAAUUUGGAACAGUUUUAUGACGAGUACUGUCAGGCACACAACCUUGAAACUGAUGUCGGUUUAAGAACACAGCUCUUACUGAUGGAUCGAGCUGCCAGCAUCGUUCUCAUGCCCGACUUUGCCUAUAACAUUCCAACGAGGCCCAUUCCACCGCAACACAUACUCUACAUGGUUAUUUUUGUAAGCUUCUUUCAGCAGGACUGGCUGAAGCAUUUGGACCUUUCAAUGAAUAGAAUCACGGACGAUGAUAUUGCAACGCUUGUCCUUUAUCUGCCAGCUUGUCGACAACUUCGUAUCCUUCGCUUGAAUGGGAAUUGUCUCACAAAAAAAGCGGUUAAGAUGCUUUGCUUUGGAUGUACCGACUCGGUUGAUGCGAUCGGCGCAGCAGCAAACCCAAAUGCUCUUGGAGGAGGGCUAUUGACCGAGCUGGAUCUAAGCCACAACUUACUGUCCGACGAUGCUUUAGUUCCGCUUGCUCAGUUGUGCAGAAAUUUAUCAAAAUUACAAGUUUUGUGUAUUAGUUCAACAGAUAUAACACACUUACCCAAGAACAUGGACAUCAAAAGAUUACAGACCUUAGAUGUUUCAGAAAAUCCGCUAACAGAAAAAUUCGUGCAGUAUCUUUUGAAGCUGCUUGGCGAAGGUUUCCUGCGUGAAGCACACCUUAAAUCGCUUCCUGUCUAUUGUAACACCCUUAAGCCGAUACUUUGGAAAACACUUUCCCACAAUCGAAUCGAUGUUUUGCGAAUGCUCAAUCUGGCCAACUGUCGGCUGUCGGAUGAUGAGCUAGAAUCUUCAGUUUUACCUGUCAUCGCGCGAAAUUGUCCUUCGUUGACGCAUUUGGAUGUGUCGUUAAAUACCGGGCUUACAAAAAGCUCUUUUCUGGCCGUGUUGAGGAGCUGUGCUGGGGCAGUGUUUAAAUUACAGGAAAUACGCUUCGAGCAUGAUGUCCAGUUGUGGGUAGAUAUGGAAAAGUACGAAUCAACCGAUGAGUUGCUGAAGUUAAUCGAAUACAGUCCUAGUGCGUGGUAUCCCCGGCAAAUAGACGCCAUUCUGCCAGCUUACGGAUAUAGUGCAGAACGGUACGAAAAACUGCUGGCAGUGAUAACCCAUUUUUGGUCCGCGCUAUGGCCAUUGAGACAAUCGAACACGAGACGGCUCGCUGAUAGUUUACAGGUAUCGCUUGGUGUUAAUUCAACCAGCUGAUUUGCUGGUCAGUGAUCAUUCGUUCGUGUAAAUGAAAGCUUAGCUUUAGUGCUUUCACUUUGUUGUACCUCACUUUGGCGUGGGAAUAAAGAUAAAUCUCAAACUUAUAACGUUACAUCAUCUACGUUACACUUCUUUCCAUAUUGGUAUCACACAACGCGUGUCCGUCACGCUCGGCCGCCUGACAUCAAGUGUGCGCCCCUUCCUGCGCUCGGUAGCGAUCGUGCCGUGAGGUUCGUCAAACCUGACGAGUUACUGAACGAUACAGGAUGGCUCAUAAUAAACGCGAGGAAUAAACGAACAAACAUAGAUAAUACCUCUUUAAAACAGCAUAUCUGUACAAAACGAUGAAAUUUUUUAACAUGUUCUUUCCAAUUGAAAUUCGUCCAAAUACUUCCGAGUGUUUGAUUGCCACUCUCUACUCUUAUGUAGUUUCUUCUAUUUCUUCUUAGCUUAGUAGCCCUUCUAGGUCAUGGUCAUGACUGGAAUCUAAUGGCGUACUAGACUUAUUCAUACCACGGAAGAGGAUAACCUGUCCUCACUACAAGGAAACGGUUCGGAUGCGAAUAGAACCUCGGUCGUACCGUUUGAAGACCGGCGCCACUAUAGUCUCUACCGCUGGUCGCCCUUAGUGUCUAUAUCGCAUUAAUAAGCUUUUUCAAUCUUUGUUAGCGAUGACACCAAGCCACAAUCAUACCUGCCCUAGUAAUCGUCGAAACCAUUCCCAAAAGAAUAAUUCGAGACGUUUGUUGUUUGAGUCCUAGAUUUAUACUGA